This is a messenger RNA of Anthostomella pinea, 978 nucleotides long. Lineage: Eukaryota; Fungi; Ascomycota; Sordariomycetes; Xylariales; Xylariaceae. The record is from the annotation of a GenBank genome assembly.
AUGGACCAGGAGGCCGUCAGUCAGAAUGGCCAAUCUGAAUGGACCAUCGAGUCUACCAGGCUACCCGAGUUCUGCCCACCGGGUCUCGAGGUGGACCAUGAAGAUACGAAGAUCGAGAUAGAAAAUCCCUACGUGAUAAACCCCAUCGAGAAGGACGACAGUAUCGAUGAGGUUGACAGAUCCUGGCUCGGGGGAAAAUACUUCCUCCCCAACGAUAGGACCGAGUUGUCUAGACUGGAUCGCCAACAUAUCAUGUGGACUCGUAUCCUAGACGGUGACUUGGUCAAAGGGCCUGUCACGGAACCUAAGCAUGUGCUUGAUCUGGGUACUGGUAGCGGCAUCUGGGCGAUGGACUUCGGUAAGACCUCGCACCGCUCCACGUUUGGGAUUCCGCAGAACUGCAGAUUUGAAGAGAGAGACUUCAUGGACCCAUGGGAUUACCCGCAAAAGUUCGACCUCGUUCACGGCCGACUGAUCUUCGUCGCGCAGCGCGACCCGCGGAAGCUAUUGCAACAGGCAUUCGAAUCCUUGGCCCCUGGAGGCUAUCUCGAACACCAAGAGCUGUACGGCGUGCCCAUCGGCCUGGACGGGAGCUACAGCGGGACGUUCAUGGAGCAGUUCUUCUUCGACACUGUGGUUGCAUCAAAGAAGCUGGGGAACAACAUGCUCACGAUCCAGAAGUACAAACGAUGGAUGACGGAGAUCGGUUUCGAGGACGUGGUUGAGCUUCAUCGGGCGCUGCCUCUCAACCCGUGGCCGGCCGGCGCGUACAAGGCCAUUGGGGAGAUGCAGCAGAAGAACUUGGAAGUCGGCUUCGGAGGUCUAUACACACGAAUGCUGACGAAAGGUCUUGGCUGGUCCCCUGAAAAGACGGCAGACGCUAUCAAGAAGGCCCUGGAGCAAGUUCGCGCCAAGAAUAUCCAUGCUUACUUUCCGAUUUUCGUCGUCUACGGGCGCAAGCCGCUGAAUGCAGAAUGA